UCAACGUAAUAUCUUGUCCCAUACUUUUCAAAUAUUUUUUUUCAUAAUUUCCAGCAAAUAAUUUAUGUAGCCAUAUUUAUACAUCUGUACCUACUGUAACAAACCAAUAUAACUUCAGUCAAUGGAACAAAGGAAAUAAAUAUAUCAAAAAUCUCAAACUUUGGAAAUCCUGUAUAUGAACAUGUGUCAUCUGUUAUUUGACAACUGCUAAAGUAUUGAAAAAUGUUUUUUCUGAUACAGUUAAUAAUUGUAUUUCAAGUAGCUUCUGCGACCGAUUACUGCAAAAUAUGUGAAAAUGGGACCCACACUAUGUGCCUGUUCAAUGAGGGGCCAGGGCCAAAUUGCUUAGAUUACAAAAAAAUAGAAAUAACUGAUCAAAUGAAAAAAUCCAUUGUCGAUAUUCACAACGACAUCCGCAAUCAUGUCGCAUCUGGACGAGAAACGAGAGGAAGAUUGGGUGGCCAACCACCAGCAGCUGAUAUGUCUCAAUUGGUGUGGGAUGAGGAGUUAUCUCUAAUGGCACAAAGAUGGGCCGAUCAAUGUGUCAAUAUAAACGCUACGUUCCAACACGAUUUUUGUAGAAAAACAGAUCGAUUUGAUGUUGGUCAAAACAUACUAACCGCUGUCACUAUCAACUCCAACCUGCCUGAAAUAGCUAAUUUAAUUUUGAGUUGGUAUAAGCAAGUUUCAGAUGUGAUUCCAAGCGACAUAAAGUAUUUCUCUGGGAUACGACGGGGUCAAUUAGUGAUUGGACAAUAUACCCAACUGGUUUGGGCAAAAACUGAAUACGUUGGUUGCGCAUUAUCCGUAUUCAAAGAAUCAAAAAAUAAUAAGGUUUAUAAUCAUCGUUUUAUUUGCAAUUAUGGUCCUGCCGGCAAUGUUAUAGGGGCUCCCAUCUACCAAAUCGGACGUCCUUGUUCUAAAUGCCCAUCAAAAGAAUGUGAUAUUAUUAGAAGCAGUCUUUGUCGAGGUUCAGAUGAAAUGUCGGCUAUGUCAUCUGAAAUUCCCUUCAACUUCACUCUGGAGGAUUCUCUGUUGAUGAAAAAUUAUCAUUCUAUUUGCUUCAUUCUUCCUGAUGAGAGUUCUCAAGCCACAAUGUUCAAAUGUAAACAUUUGUUAAAUGAUCUAGUAAUUAAUCAACAAGAGAGUGAACGUUCAACACAUCCUCUAUCAAAAGUAUUAAAGAGAAUAAAAAAGCUUGAUAAACCUUCAAACAGAAAUAAUCCUUUGGGAGAAAUAAAUCAUGAUGUGAAUGUAAUUAAUUUAAUUCAAAGAAUCAAAGGUACCUCAAAAGAUGAAGUUUCAAAUUUGAUCUCAGAUGAAGAUUUGGACAAUGAAUCUAGAAGAGGAAAGGAGGAAUGUUUCAAAUAUUUUGGAAUUAUCCAAAAUAAAGAUUAUACAUUCAAACAAAGUAAGAAUCAACCAAUUUUUUUGGGGAAUGAGGUCGUUUUUCCUAACAAAGUUCGCUUUAGAAAAGAAAAAGGAAAAUGGAAAGAUGGGCACUGUAGAUGUAACAGAAUUUACCGUUCAUCAUGUAAUUUGUACAAACCAAAACCAAUGUUAAUAAUUCUGAUGGUAAUUUUCAUGUAUACCUUAGAAUUAUGUUCAAUAAAUUUAUAUCAAUGAA
Leptinotarsa decemlineata (Colorado potato beetle) is the source of this 1627-nucleotide messenger RNA. RefSeq names its product venom allergen 3. The record is from RefSeq and is a predicted model, not a curated record. Lineage: Eukaryota; Metazoa; Arthropoda; Insecta; Coleoptera; Chrysomelidae.